Messenger RNA from Podarcis muralis (Common wall lizard), 2742 nucleotides. RefSeq names its product glycosyltransferase 6 domain containing 1 (gene GLT6D1). The record is from RefSeq and is a predicted model, not a curated record. Gene Ontology annotation, biological process: carbohydrate metabolic process. Gene Ontology annotation, cellular component: membrane; vesicle; Golgi apparatus. Gene Ontology annotation, molecular function: hexosyltransferase activity. NCBI's taxonomy places the organism in Eukaryota, Metazoa, Chordata, Lepidosauria, Squamata, Lacertidae.
CAUCGCAAUUGCACCAAUUAGAAUGUGAUUCACCAGCUUUUUGCAAGCAAAACAAGGAAACGUGGCAAGCAGAAGCAGCAGAGAGAGAGAGAGAGAGAGAGAGAACAUAAGACGCACUUUGCCUGCAACUUGCCCUUCCACAACUACCCAUGUUUUGACAUCGAAAACUUCACUCUCUCUCCCCUAUCCCCUGGGUUUCUGUCAAAAUAGCUCAGGAUGUGAGAUCUAGAACAAUCCCUCUUGGAAAUAACAAAACAGGGCUUAAUUUUGACAGAAAGUGCUGGGACAGUUUCCUUUUAUGCAAGUCCUGCCUAGUUCAGCAGAAUAUAGACUGGGCAGGUUACAACUCCACACCCAUCCCUACACAGGCUGUUCUCCAGCUCAGAGAAGUCAGGUCCAGCCAAACGAACCAGAAGCAUUGCUACUUGCAGCUAAAGACCACAAGAUUGAUGCUGACCUCUCAGGUGAUAAAAUCCACACAACAAAACCAAAGAUGACACUCUCCAGAGGGAAGACAGCUCUGCUAUCGAUUUCCUUCUUGGCAAUAUUAUCACUGGCAAUUUUUGCUUACCUGGACAGUGAUGGAACAUUAAUAUGGAUGUACAAGAACAGGAGCCUAAAGAUUUCCCAAUUGAAAAACCAGACAGAGCAGUGGCUGGCCAUAAGCAACUGGUUUAACUCAAGAUACGAAUUUGCGAAUAAAGAACCAAAGGGGUUGUCAUUGGACAGCUGGUUUGAUUCACGCGCACGAACGGACAUGCCCACCCUGACCCCUUGGUCGGCGCCCAUCAUCUGGGAUGGAACAGUCGGGAGACCGGUCUUGGACAACUACUAUAAGCAGCAGAAAGUCACCAUUGGCCUGACGGUUUUCGCUAUUGGGAGGUACCUAGACAAAUACUUGAAGAACUUCUUGACUUCUGCAAACGCUUUCUUCAUGACUGGGCACAAUGUGAUCUUCUACAUCAUGGUGGACGACCUCACCAAAGUGCCUCUUAUUGAGCUGGGCCCCCUGCGGGUGCUGAAAGUCUUCCAGGUGAAAAGGGAGAGCCGGUGGCAAGACAUCAGCAUGAUGCGGAUGAAGGUGAUUGGGGACCUAAUCGAGAGCCACAUCCGCCACGAGGUGGACUUCCUCUUCUGCAUGGAUGUUGACCAGGUCUUCCAGAGUGACUAUGGGGUGGAGACCCUUGAUGAGUCUGUGGCCCAGCUCCAUGCUUGGUUUUACAAUGCAGACAAUACUGCGUUCACUUAUGAGAGGCGUCCUGAGUCGGCUGCGUACAUCCCCUAUGGGGAAGGGGACUACUAUUACCAUGGGGCCAUAUUUGGGGGGACCCCACUGCGUGUUCUGAACCUCACCCGUCAAUGCUAUCAAGGCAUCAAGGAGGACAAGGAACACAACUUUGAGGCGGUGUGGCAUGACGAAAGCCACCUGAACAAAUAUUACCUCCUCAACAAACCAACCAAGGUGUUAUCCCCUGAGUACUGCUGGGAUUAUAAAAUUGGCAUCCCCAGCGCCAUAAGAAAUGUCAAGUUAUCCUGGAUGCCCAAAGAAUAUGGUGAAGUUAGAAGUAACUUAUGACUCCGCGGCCCUCCUCAAAUCACGCCGGCAGGGGUCGACGAACUGUUUCGGUCGCAGAACCGUUUGAGCAUUUCAACUCUCGUCCUCUGCAGGAAGGAGAACAAACUUUGCCAAAAUAUUUUAGUUCACUAAACUGUGACGCUCUCUCAGCUCUUCUCUAUAGAUUCCUUGGAAGGCUUGUAGGAACCAGGUGUCGGAAGAGCCUUUUACGAACAGGUUGUUGAUUUGGUUGCUGAUCUUUUGCUCUCAGGAAAUUCUGUUGAUGUUGGGAACAUUUGUGGAAGCAGCACACAGAUACGUGCCAAGCUAAGAUCCCUCCACAGUGUGGCACGGUGACAUCAGAGAGGUUGGCAAGAUGGUCAUUGUAUUCCUUGGAUGUGCAAAGAAGGGAGAGUUGGAACCACCAAGGGGUCAGGAGGGUAGCAGUAAAUGGGGGAGGGGUGGUGUCACCAAGGCCAGGAGGUUGCAGGAAAGCCGGUGCAAAUGCAGAAGGUCACUGAGAAUGUCAGAAUGUGUGUGUUUUUAAACAAAGAUUUUUGAAUGACGGUCUAAUUGUUCAGUUUUGUUUCCCCCCCAAAUGAGGAUCACUGUACAGACAACAUAAACCUCAAUGGGGGCAAUGUGAGGGGGGUCUCACUUUAUUAAUGCCAAUUUGGGGGUUUUUUGCUACCAAAGAACAGGUUCAUGUCGUCGUUUGUUUUUAAAAGCAAAGAAACAUGUUUCCUUAGCUGCCGUCCAGUGGUUGAAAGCUCCCUCAUUUUGCUACAUUUGUUCUCUUCUUCACGUAUAUCAUUUUCCCACCUUAAAUCUUGUUUUGGCUGCUGCCCAUGGUGGUCCCAAUUGCUACAACAUCUUUCCCUCGCCGGCAGGUGCUGUCUUACGGGGUUCCAGACAGGGAGUUGUUCUGGGGCAUUGUGGAAGGCCGUAAAGGUGGCAUCUCCCACGGCCUACCACUUUUUGCGGCAGUUGCUAUGUCAUGUCCCCGCACACAACCUCGUGGAAUGAUGACCUGUUGGUGCACUGUGGUUAAGUAACAUGGCAGCCACAGAGUCAACUGCUGAGAAUAUCUGUGUUAGAAGAAGAAGAGUUUGGAUUUGCUAUCCCACUUUAUCACUACCCAAAGGAGUCUCAAAGCGGCUAACAUUCUCCUUUCCCCUUCCUCCCCC